This is a messenger RNA of Micropterus dolomieu (smallmouth bass), 1952 nucleotides long. RefSeq names its product rhomboid-related protein 4-like. Gene Ontology annotation, molecular function: serine-type endopeptidase activity. The record is from RefSeq and is a predicted model, not a curated record. The transcript has 8 exons. NCBI's taxonomy places the organism in Eukaryota, Metazoa, Chordata, Actinopteri, Centrarchiformes, Centrarchidae. Gene Ontology annotation, cellular component: membrane. The coding region runs from base 52 to 1056 and encodes 334 amino acids.
ACAAAACUUAACUAAAGGCGACCGUCGGAUGAAGUGUGAGGUGCUGUCAGGAUGCAGAGGGGUUUCCAGUUGGGCCUGCUGCUUCUGGCCGUCCAGCUAUUCCAGGAGGGUCUGGGCAACAUCCCAGCAGUCACCCUGGCUGUCCUGGGAUUCAAUGUGUAUCUUUACAUGUUCCCUGCUGCUCCGCUGAUGAAGGCCUGUGUGAGCCUCCAGUAUGUGUACAAGGAUAAAGACUGGCGUCGCCUCUUCCUCUCCCCCCUGCACCACGUCGAUGACUGGCAUCUCUACUUCAACAUGGUGUCCUUCCUCUGGAAAGGUAUCAGGCUGGAGCGCCGUCUGGGCGGAGGCUGGUUCCUCUACCUGCUGUCAGUCUUCUCUCUGCUCACCGGAUUGGUCUAUCUGCUGCUGCAGGCAGCGCUGACAACCCUCAUGAAAGACUCUGAUCUGUUAGCAGGAUUCAUAGAAGUGUCAUCGCACAGUAGGGAGUGUGCUGUCGGCUUCUCAGGUGUCCUGUUCGCUCUGAAGGUGGUCACUAACCAUUAUAACCCAGGUGGCGUCACGUUCGUGUUGAAUAUUCGUGUGUCCAACCGCUUCGCUAGCUGGGUGGAGCUGGUGCUGAUCUAUCUAAUUGCUCCAGGGACUUCUUUGAUUGGCCACCUGGCAGGUAUCCUGGUGGGUUUGCUCUACACUGUGGGUCCACUGGAGACCAUCAUGAAGACAAGUGCAGAUGGAAAUAAUCCUCGAACAAGUUCAUACUUCAACUUUUCAGGUUACAGUGGGACUACACGAGAACACUCAGAAGAUCCACAGCAUGCAGAAGAUCAUACUGUAGAUGAUGCAUCUAAAUCUGAUAUUGCAAGACUGACAGAGGAAGAGCAGUUAGAGAUGGCGAUCAGAAACAGCCUGAAUGAUGGAGGACGAACCAGGCAGAGAGAAACUGCACGUCCAGCUUAUGGUGUCCACCCCACUGCGGAGGAGGUGAGACUUGAGGAGCUCAGGAGGAGGAGAUUGAGGAGGUUUGGAGAAGUUUCCAACAAGGGGAGGAGAAGAUUGUAAUAAUGACACUUUCACAAUAUCUCAUAUAAUCAGUCUCCUACCAACAGUACAUCGCAGUGUGAAAACUGUUGGGGUAGCUUCUUUCCAUCACUCUGUCUACUUUGUGCUUUUGUGUUUCUCGUGAGGACUUUCUUGUUGAGAACACACCAGAUCUUAUCACUGCUUUAUGGGCAGAAGCUGAAUGAAGGAUUUGGUCUGUGCGCUAGAAAUAAAACCCUAUAACGUUUUCUUUUGAAGAGACAUUUACUGUUAAUCUUCAAAGGAAAAGUUUUACGAAUACGCUUAUUUGCUUUCUUGUUAAGAGUUGGAUAAGUAGAUCAAUAACUCUCUGUCUGUACUCAAUGUAUGAAGCUACCACCAGCAGCUGUCUAACUUAGCCUGGCUCUGUCCAUCUGUAACAAACUCUGUGUGGCAGAUUAUUGCUUGGUGGGGACCAGUUGUCCAGCUAAGCAGAGACUAGAGGAAGUUACUGAUCACUUGACGGACACUUGAUAUGAUCUGGUCACUUCCAUGUACAUAAAUGUAUAUUUGCAGAUUUUAAAUGUACCCUUCCACAGGCACUAUCACACUUAUAAUAAUUUAUUUUACAAUGCAUUCUAUAUUCUGUAGGAUUGCCGCUCUCUUUAUUGUUUACUUUUUCAUCUUCUGUAAGGCCUACUUCAUAGCUGGCAUUUUUUCUGUUCUGACUAGGGAAUAGUCGAACUCGAACCUUUCCUUAAAAACCGUCUGCUAUUAGAUAAAAUGUUUAGCUCCUGGACGUAGACUUGUUUGUUGUUAAAAACAACAACAUUUACCAGGACAAUGUACAUACAGGUGGAUUUUUCAGUUUAUGCCGAUUAACCACUUCCUAUUGCUAACAUUCAGUGUUUGUUCCCUUUAAUCUUUCUCCAACCUCA